AUAAAGAAGCCGCCGCUCACCCUCCCUCCACCUUCCAUCUCCCACUUCUCCGCCCCCUCGCCCCCUCCGCCGCUGACCUCGUCGGCCACCGCCGCCGACGAGGCCUCCUAUCGCCGGAUACCCAUCCCCUAGGCACCGGCCCCUUCAUCAAUCUGAAACCCCCCUCCUCGCCCCGGCGAGCCGUGUUACCAUCCGACUCCGCCGAUCCUCCGAACCCUAGAUCCCCUGGGCACCCGAUCGCGCGCCCCUUCCGGAGGGGCGCCGUCCCGAUCGCCCCGGAGGAAAUGCUCCGCCGCGUCCCGUGAGAUCCGGCCGCCAAGACUCGACCUUUUUUGCCUCCGAGGCGGCGUGACGCGGCGCGAUGGCGAUCCGCAUGACCGUCUCCUACUCCGGCUACGUGGCGCAGAGCCUGGCCACCUCCUUCGGCCUGCGCUGCACCACCGCCGCCGCCGCGGGCUCCGGGGCCGCGCCCGGCGCCGGCUGCCGCGUCCUCCAGGACGCGCUCUCCCGCCCCUUCUGCCUCUUCGCCUCCUCCCGACGCGUCGAGCAGCACAAUGACGCCGAGGACCACAACCACCCCAAGCCCAAGCCCAGGCCCAAGCCUCUCCCGCCCGCCGCCGGUGCCGGCCGCCCCACCAAGGCUCUCCCUGUCGCAGCCGCCGGAGGCAGGCAGCUGACCAAGCUUGUCCCCGCCGACGGGGGCAGCUACUCGCUGUUCGUCUCGCCGUCCGGCUCGGCAAAGGCGGAUGACCCACCGUCGCUGGCGGUGGGGUUGCUGUCGGUGCUCGCGUCUGGGGUCGGCUCGGGCCCUGGCAUCGCCGGCGUGUCCUCGCUGUCGGCGUCGCCGUCGAUAUCGUCCGGGCUGAACCCCGCCACGCUGCUCCCCUUCUUGCAGGCGACGAAGUGGCUUCCCUGUAGCGAUAUCAUCACCGGCGCAUCAUCCCGCAGGUCGGUACGCCCUGCGGAUGUGUCGACGGCGCCCACACAUGUGCCUUCCCGUCGCCCUUCGCCUUCGCCUGUGCCCUCCCCUGCGGUGGCUGCCCCUUCGAAGGCGGGCGUGAUGGCGUUGCUUGGCAGUAGCGGUGCAGCGGCUGCCCCCACCAAGAUGGGCGUCAAGGCAUUGUUUGGUAGUAGCGGUGCGGUGGCUGCCCCUUCCAAGGUGGGCAGCGUAGUAGCGCCGUUAGUUGGUAGUAGUGCAGUUGCUUCUGGUGCUGCUGGGGUGGUGAGACAGAGCAGUGCUGCUCUUGGUGCUGCGGCAGGGGCAAGCAAGAGAACUAGCUGGCUGUCAAGGUGGGUGAACUCCUGCUCGGAUGAUGCAAAGACCGUCCUCGCUGCUGUGACUGUGCCACUGCUCCAUAAAUCCUCUCUAGCUGAGCCGAGGUCCAUCCCUUCAAAAUCGAUGUAUCCAACAUUUGAUGUUGGUGACCGGAUUCUCGCCGAGAGGGUUUCAUAUAUUUUCCGGGAGCCACAAGUUUUGGACAUUGUGAUCUUCCGUGCACCUCUGGUCCUUCAGGCAUUGGGCUACAGCUCAAGUGAUGUGUUCAUCAAGAGGGUUGUGGCCAAGGGCGGGGACAUCGUUGAAGUGACUGAUGGUCAAUUAUUAGUUAACGGAGUAGUCCAGGAUGAGGACUUUGUGCUUGAGGCACCCGAUUAUGAAAUGGAUCCAGUGAGUGUGCCUGAAGGCUACGUGUUUGUGCUAGGGGACAACAGAAACAACAGCUUCGAUUCCCAUAACUGGGGACCGCUACCCGUGAAGAACAUUCUUGGGAGAUCUGUGCUUCGAUACUGGCCACCAUCGAAAAUAACAGAUACAAUCUAUGACCACAUUGACCAUGAUGUGGUUCAUGGCAUGGCAGGCAUCUCCUGAGAUGCACAGUUGGUUCGGCAAUGCUAAACCAACCCAUUUUUUUUGGCAGAGUAUCACUGAUGACCUCUGCUGCAUUUUUUUUCUCCUCUAGCUAUUUAUUUUGAUUGAUGUCGCCUUGCACGUAAGCCUGGCUGACUCUUCAGUUUUUCCCCUGCCCUACCAGCAGAUGCUUGUUUAGAGGCAACAAUUCUUGUACUGUAACCAAAGGUCUGGCUCGCCUGUCGAAUGAGCAUCCAUGGCAGCGCAUGGAAAUUUUGUUAUGUUUGGGCGUUUGGCACAAGGAGAGUUGGUUGAUCUGUUUCAGAUCAUAAUGUAUAAGAAGCAGAAAGCAUGCCAUAUUGUUCAUCCUGUUCCUUGUAGAGAGUUUUGGUUACCAUCUGAA
Molecule: messenger RNA, 2249 nt
Organism: Aegilops tauschii subsp. strangulata
Lineage: Eukaryota; Viridiplantae; Streptophyta; Magnoliopsida; Poales; Poaceae
Biological process (GO): thylakoid membrane organization
Cellular component (GO): chloroplast thylakoid membrane
Molecular function (GO): serine-type endopeptidase activity
Source: RefSeq, a predicted model, not a curated record